AUGGUGCUGAAUAAAGUGCAUAAUACAUCCGAUCGGGAAAAUGCUUCAAAAACAAAGGAUUCCGUAGAAGACAAUGAAUUUCCUCCACGUUGGAAUCUUUCAGCAACAUUGUGCCUCAUGUCGCAAGAUAUAGAUGAACGGGUCGACCUAGAUCAGAACGAGACGAAUUUGAGUCCAACAACAAUACCAUCGACGACCUCAAACAACGAAGAUAGUGAAAGUACUUCUGGUGGUUUUGGUUUUCCUUUAACAACAAAUGUUUUCACUCCGAAGGAUUGGUCAACAUUAUCGGCUCGUAGUUCACCUUGUUCUUCUUCAAAUAUUAGUGAAAACGAUAUCGACAUUCCAUUUCUUUCUCGUCAUUUAUCAUGCUCAUCAUUAAAUUUUACAUCAAAUCAACAAAAGGUGCCACUAAAACAUUGCUCAGUCAGUUCAUUUCCUAUUGAGAUGGAAACUUUGGCUUUAUAUAGAGAACGAAAAUUAUUGGAUAAUGGUGAUGAUGAAAGAGAUGAAUAUUUUGAAGCUUCCAGUCCUAACAGUGCUCAAAAAUCGCUUAAUAGCGGCAAAUUACAUACCAAAAACCCUUUAAAUUCAUUAAAAUCGACAAAUAUGGAUUUGAAUGAGCAUAAUCAAAUCACUAUGCAAAAAUCUCCUAAUACUUCUGUUCAUUCUCCUUCAUUUAUGCGGUUAGCUCCUAGCUCGCGAGUUGCACAUAUAAGGCGUGAAAGUAUUUGUAGUAUGGAAAGUGAAUUGGCACAUGAAAAACUUGUAACUCUUUCCCAACAGAUGUCAAAAGGAUUCGAUGAUUUUCGUAUAACAGAAGGUUGGAUGCGUGGAAAAGCCGAAUCAUUCUCCGAACCGAUUUCAGUAUUCACGAAUGUUGUACAACAUUGUUCAGUGCCAUCGCCAUCUUGCUCAGUUGAUCGACAGAAGGUAAUCAAUUAUCACAUUUUUAUGGCAAAAUGA
This is a messenger RNA of Dracunculus medinensis (Guinea worm), 966 nucleotides long. The record is from the annotation of a GenBank genome assembly. Lineage: Eukaryota; Metazoa; Nematoda; Chromadorea; Rhabditida; Dracunculidae.